AUGAUUUUCGCAUUCUCAAGAUCCCCGCAUUUUGCAAACAUAUCGAUCAAUGCAUUACCCAACGAAACCGAAAGCUCAAAUUUAUUUUUCGUGAUGUACGACUCGACCCAUUUCCCGUGCACAAGCGAGUUCAGGUGGGUGCAAGCCGAGAGCGUGCUGAUCAGUGUGGUCUGGUCGGGCCUGCAUUUUCCAUCAGUCAACAUGCGAUGGAAACACUCGAGAGCUUCACCAAACAUGCGGAUGUUCACGCAACCGGAAAUCAUGGUGUUCCAAGAUACAACAUUUUUCACUGGCAUCAGGCCGAAUAUCCCCGAUAACAUGGCAUUCCAAGAGACGCUAUUCCUCUCAGGCAUGCGUUGGAAGACCUUGGACUCAAAGCAUGAGAGCAAAAAAGUGAAAGUGAAGCUGUUGGGGACAAUGCCCAGCUCCCGCAAUUUGUUGAACGUGAUUGUUGCGAUUUUAUGGGAUUUCCCUAUUGAGCAUUUGAUCAGAGUAUUGUGGGAGAUGAGAUUUGGAGAGGACAAACCUUGGAAAAUCCUGUUUGCAUAG
Messenger RNA from Striga asiatica, 549 nucleotides. Lineage: Eukaryota; Viridiplantae; Streptophyta; Magnoliopsida; Lamiales; Orobanchaceae. The record is from the annotation of a GenBank genome assembly.